CAGUCGAGCUCGAGUCAACUUCCUUAGCAUCACAACAUCGAUAGUUAACGUUAGUUUUUAGUCCCUCAGCUUUAAUUCAGGAGGACAACUAAUGAGAAUGAAGCAAACAGCUCUGAAGGAUGUAUGUGUCUGUCUGCUGAUAUCAGCUGGAAUUAUAUUUGGACAUGAAACCGGUCCAGCUGUGGUCAGAGUGGUUGUGGAAGAAGGCAGUGAUGUUGUUCUACCCUGUUCUCUCAGCUCCAAGGAGAACAUUGUAGAUAAACUGUUUGACUGGAGGAAAGAUGGUCAGAAGAAGAAGAAGGAGGUGUUCAUGUAUGAUGCAGGCGAUCAUUCCAAUAACGGCCAAGAUGAGCAGUUCAAAGGUCGAGUCUCACAUUUUUCUGAUCAACUGAAGAACGGUAACGCCUCCAUAAAGAUCAGAGAUACGAAGAUAUCUGACAGUGGAAAAUACACCUGUGAUUUUCCUCGUCUUCAACCAAGUCAAACCUUCUACAUUGAGCUUGUUGUUGAGCUUACCAUUAAAGACCGUUCAGGAGAAAUCACAGGAGCAUCUCCAGAUCCGUACAUCAGGAUACUGAAUCCCACAGAGGAUGGAGCUCUGCUGCAGUGUGAAGUUCGAGGUGCUUCUCCUAAACCUAAAGUAGAGUGGAAGGACAGUGCUGGAAACAUCCUUCCUGCUGAGGAGACACAGGUCUCAGACAGAGGAGGACGUUACUACGUUACCCUCCUCACCACUGUGACCAAGACCGACCACUACCGCUGUGUAGUCACACAGGAGGAAAUCCACCAUCAGACUCAUUCUGAGACCUACGUGUUCAUCAAUGAUCCUGUCCUUAAAGAGCGAUCAGGAGAAAUCCCAGGAGCAGCUCUAAAGCCGUACACCAGGACACUUACUGCCACAGAGGACGGAGCUCUGCUGCAGUGUGUUGUUGAAGGUGCUUCUCCUAAACCUAAAGUAGAGUGGAAGGACAGAGCUGGAAACAUCCUUCCUGCUGAGGAGCCACAGGUCUCAGACAGAGGAGGAAGCUACGAUGUUACCCUCCUCACCACUGUGACCAAGACCGACCACUACCGCUGUGUAGUCACACAGGAGGAAAUCCACCAUCAGACUCAUUCUGAGACCUACGUGUUCAUCUAUGAGAAACUGCGUGAGGAAUCAUCCAGCAAAGAGCUCAUUGGAUGGUUGGGUGGAUUUUUUAGUGGAUGGGUUUCAGGAGUUUUAACUCUUGCUGCAGUUCUGGUUUUGCUUGUGGCUACAAAGUGCAUCAUAAUACGUCGUAUUAAAGAGAGCCACAGCGGAGAGAGACUGAGGAGGAUGGAUACGAGUUUGAGGCUAAGCGAGCUCCAGCAGAGAGAGAAUGAAGAGCCCGUGAAGCUACAGAACGGUUCUCCUCUGCUGGGACAAGAUCGAGUUUUUGGAUCCUGUCCUUCUAACGGUUACAGUACAGGCUACAGUUCUUCUAACGGUUCUUCAGAGUAAAAGAAGUUAGCUGUUUGAUCCUCUGGUGGCUGCUGUCAGAACAACAGAUCCCUGAAUCUACACUGCUCAAAAUAAUGAAGGGAACACUUAAAUCACACAUCAGAUCCGAUAAACGAAAUAUUCAAGUUCACAAUCUUUACUGUACUGAACAAAAUAAUGUAACAGCGUUCAAUAGAAACCAAAACCACCAACCGAUGAGGUCUGGAUUCAAAAUCACACUGAAAAUCAAAGUAAAAAAUUUAAAUCACUGGCUGAUCCAAAUCUGGCAUAAAUUUCAUCACAGCAACUCAUAAUGGGACUCAGUAGUGUGUGUGGCCCCCACGUGCCUGUAUGCACUCCUGACAACAUCUGGGCAUGCUCCUGGAGGGGGGGUACUCCUCACAGACCUGGAUCAGGGCAGGUACCGCCUCAUGCUACCAGUAGUGACAGGGACACUCACAAAAUGCAAAACUAGAGAAGAAUCAGUCAGGAAGGAUAAGGAGAGAGCUAUUGUCUGUGGUCACCUGUAAGACUCAUUCCUUUCUGGGGUUGUCUUGCUGUUGCCUCUUUCGUUGUCACUUUUAUUUGCACCAAAACAGGUCAAAUGGAUUCACAAUCACUUAUCCUUCCUAACUGGAUAGAUUGAUAUCCCUGAAGUUGUUAUACUGUGAAGUGUUCCCUUAAUUCUUAUGAGCAGUGUACAAUGUGUGUGUAAUGUAACUUGUAGCUGAACUAUGUUGUGUCUUAAAGCUUUAAUGCUACAACUCAUAGGAAGGUUGAGAAAAGAGGAUUGUAAAUAGUCCAGAUGAGAAGAGAUGGAAACAAAUGAAUUUCUCAGGUGUCAGUAUUCGAUAUAUUCCUCACUGAAGGAAUCAGUUAAAGAGUUAAACUCUGGUUUCAGUUCAUAAUAUUAGGUCAAUAUUUUAUUGUGAUGAGUUGUCCAGCUCAACUGCAGCUCGUAAAUAUUUUAUUGAUUGUGUGAAUAUUUUUAACAUCCAUGUGAAAUGAAUUUAUUUUCACUGUUUAUAAGAGUUGACAUUGUCUUAUACUAUUUUCAUCAUGGUGCAGAGCAAGAAUCUUCUAUACUCAAUGAUUGAUCAUUAAAUCUCAUUAAUGCUGUAAUAAUGUACAGUGAAGAUGAGACAGUAUAUUUUAUAUUUUAUUAUGAGCUAGAGUUUUCCUUGUAUGUGCCUUGUUGUGUUGUUCACUGUAAUGUGUGUUUAAUAUUUAGGUCUGUUAAUUUGCACUGGAAGUUUCCUUGUUGAUGAGAUAUUCUUCCAAUCAGUGAGUUAAUGUUGUUAAGUUGUCUUUUCUUCCUCAUGUGGUUCUUUGUUAUUGGAGCAGCUAGUUAGCUGGUGACGUAGCGACAGCACACUGCUACAAACUCUACAUCUGUCUACCAUCACUUCCUGUUGCUACUGUGGACAUUAAAGUGUCCUAAAUAAUAAUGAGACAUUACAAUCAUCAUGUUUAAACUUUUGUCUCCAAUCGUUUGAAUAAAACAAACUUUCCUGA
Molecule: messenger RNA, 2974 nt
Organism: Dicentrarchus labrax (European seabass)
Lineage: Eukaryota; Metazoa; Chordata; Actinopteri; Moronidae
Product: butyrophilin subfamily 2 member A1-like
Exons: 10
Coding region: 92-1480 (462 amino acids)
Biological process (GO): T cell receptor signaling pathway; regulation of cytokine production
Cellular component (GO): external side of plasma membrane
Molecular function (GO): signaling receptor binding
Source: RefSeq, a predicted model, not a curated record